AUGAAGGGAUCAACCAACUUGUUGAUGCAAUUGGCAUCUGACGCUUUAUCAAAGAGAGACACAAUGUCGUUAGAAGAACAGACGGCAUCUCUCAAACCUACCGACAUGGCAUAUGUGAUGUUCUGUGCCUUUGGUGUGUUUUUGAUCACACCGGGCAUUGGCUUGUUCUAUGGUGGUACUUUGAAGAGAAAGAACAUGGUUCAAAUACUCUUUCAAACAUAUAUGGUAACAAGUGUUAUCGUCAUCGUUUGGUACUUGAUUGGCUACUCCUUAUCUGUUUCUCCAACAUCUUCUUCUAAGCUUUUGGGUAACUUUUCCAACGCUGCUUUAUAUAACGAAGAGGCCCGGCCUUUGCUUGAAGGCGGCACAAUUCCUUCUGUCAUCAACUUCUGCUUCAAUGUUUUCUUCCCAGUUGCAACAGUACAAAUUUUCGUCGGCUCGAUUGGAGAAAGAGGACGCUUCUUGCCUUCCAUUGUGGUCAGUAUUGUGUGGGUCAUUGUGUGCUACUGCCCAUUUGCAUACUGGGUUUGGGGAGCUAACGGCUGGCUUUAUCAUUUGGGCGCUUUGGACUUCGCUGGAGGAGGACCAGUCCAUAUUGCUUCGGGAGUUGCCGCAUUCUGCUACUCUUGGUUCUUGGGUCCCAGAGGUCUUCCUGGAAAGAGAACUGGCCCACUUCCUGAUGUCAAGGGACACUCUACAGUAUCUACAUUCAUUGGUGUAACCUUAAUUUGGGCAGCUUGGUUUUGCUUCAACUCCGGAACUUUGUUGUCUGUGAAUGCUAGAACUGGGUACAUCUUCCUCAACACCAUCCUUGCCUCGUCCUUUGCCUGUGUCUCCUACACUGCCACUGAUUUCUUCCUUACCGGAAGAUACUCUCUUCAAGCCGCUUGUGAGGGAUCUAUUGUUGGUUUGGUCAACAUCACCCCAUCAUGUGGUUUCUACUGGCCAUGGGCUGCUGCUGUUACCUCCAUUAUUAAUGCGGUUUUGUGCCGCUUGACUGUUGUUUUGGCACGCAAAACUGGUGUCGACGAUGUGUCAGUUUCUGGAGUCAUCCAUGGUGUAGGUGGAAUUAUAGGCGCAACCUUGACUGGUAUUUUUGCAACCAAAACCGUAGCUGGCUACGACGGGGUUACAGUAAUUGAGGGUGGCUGGAUUGAUGGCAACUUCAAGCAAAUCGGAUACCAAAUUGCUUCAUGGGUUGCAAUUGUUGCCUGGACUGCUUUGUUCACAAUGGCCAUCCUUUUCAUCGUUGACAACAUUCCAAAGUUGAAGUUGAGAGCCAGUGUAGAGGCUGAAGAGAUGGGUAUGGACUUGUUUGAAAUGGCUGAGACAGUUGAUGAGUAUGGCAAUGAGUACGAGGAGUUCUUCAGACAAAACGCCGACAAAAUUAGAAAGGCGCUUAGUUAUAUAGAGGGUGAGGCACUUGUUCUUGAAGGAAGAUCCAUGGAUGGGUCUUCUGUUUCCGAGGUUCAGUUGAUGAAUUCCGAGAAGGUCUAG
Australozyma saopauloensis is the source of this 1497-nucleotide messenger RNA. RefSeq lists its product as uncharacterized. NCBI's taxonomy places the organism in Eukaryota, Fungi, Ascomycota, Pichiomycetes, Serinales, Metschnikowiaceae. Gene Ontology annotation, cellular component: plasma membrane. Bases 1 to 1497 code for a protein of 498 amino acids. The record is from RefSeq and is a predicted model, not a curated record. Gene Ontology annotation, molecular function: ammonium channel activity. The transcript has a single exon. Gene Ontology annotation, biological process: ammonium transmembrane transport.